AUGAGUGAGAAGCCAGGGCAAAGUCAAGAGCUGAUCAUGACCAGGAUUGCUUUCAAGGAGUCCAUGAGCUGGGUCCGGGGCUCUGAGAAGGGCUUCUUGCCUCAUGAGCCGGGGCGGCUGUUCUACUCGCAGAUGCCGCGCGGGCUGGACGUUCGCAUCCACGAAAUGCUCCAGCCGAUCUUCUCGCAUAUCAACAGAGACGAUCAUGCUGAACGUAUGGCGCUGCUCCACCUUACGCGCGCCUUUCUGAGACGCAGUGGCUGGCAGGCGAGUGACGAUUGCGCUGGCUGGUUGCGCUUGUACAUAUCGCACUUUCCGUGCAUAUCCUGCGUGGCAGUGAUUUGCCAGUUUGUGCGCUUCUUCCCGGCCAUCAGACUUGAGCUAGACUUCGACAACAUGUGGAAGACGCGCUUCGAGCCUGCCGACCAACUGGGCGCGGAGCGCUUUCUUGCGGAGGGCGGUCUAGCGGGGCGCCGGCAGCGGAUUGAGCAGGGCUUCUAUGAGUGGUAG
Molecule: messenger RNA, 510 nt
Organism: Symbiodinium pilosum
Lineage: Eukaryota; Dinophyceae; Suessiales; Symbiodiniaceae
Source: the annotation of a GenBank genome assembly